Molecule: messenger RNA, 7767 nt
Organism: Taeniopygia guttata (zebra finch)
Lineage: Eukaryota; Metazoa; Chordata; Aves; Passeriformes; Estrildidae
Source: RefSeq, a predicted model, not a curated record
GCUCCGCCGGCCCCGCUGGCGGCGGCGAGCCCCGCCGGGCCUGCGCUCGGCGGCCGCCGUUGUGAUCGGAGCAGGUCGGGACGGCAGAGCCUGCGGGCGCUGGAAGGCCCCGGCGCUGGAAGCUGAAGUGCCGGACUCACCGCCCAUAACCGGGAUUGCUUUUAUAGAUCACUUGUCAUGGCAACAGGAGGUGGUCCCUUUGAAGAAGGCAUGAAUGAUCAGGACUUGCCCAGCUGGACCAAUGAGAGCCUUGAUGACCGGCUGAACAACACGGACUGGGGAGGUCAACAGAAGAAAGCAAACAGAUCUUCAGAGAAAAACAAGAAAAAGCUUAGUGGGGAAGGCGAAACGAGACUUACUAAUGACAUAUCUCCAGAGUCUUCACCGGGAAUGGAACGACGCAAGACCAGAACUUCUCAUAGCUUUCCUCAUGCUCGAUACAUGACUCAGAUGUCUGUUCCAGAGCAGGCUGAACUUGAAAGGCUUAAACAAAGAAUAAACUUCAGUGAUCUGGAUCAGAGAAGCAUUGGAAGUGAUUCUCAAGGCAGGGCAACGGCUGCUAAUAACAAACGUCAACUUAAUGAAAGCAAAAAACCAUUCAACUUCCUGUCACUGCAGAUUAACACUAACAAAAGCAAAGAUCCUGCCUCAGGUUCCCAAAAAAAGGAAGGUGGGGUAUCAGCGCAAUGUAAAGAGUUGUUUGGUGCUGCUCUAAGCAAGGAUUUAUUGCAAAAUUGUCAAGUGUCUGCUCAAGAAGAUGGAAGGGGAGAACAAGCGAUGGAUAGUAGCCAGAUUGUGAGCAGACUAGUUCAGAUUCGCGACUAUAUUGCUAAGGCCAGCUCCAUGCGGGAUGAUCUUGUAGAGAAAAAUGAAAGAUCGGCCAAUGUUGAGCGUUUAUCACACCUUAUAGAUGACCUUAAAGAGCAGGAGAAAUCCUAUCUGAAAUUUUUGCAAAAGAUGCUUGCUAGAGAAAAUGAGGAGGAUGAUGUUCGGACUAUAGAUUCAGCUGUGGGAUCUGGUUCUGUAGGUGAGAGCACAUCGCUAAACAUUGAUGUGCAGUCUGAGGCUUCAGAUAUCACGGAGGUAUCUUUUAGUUUGAGUUAUCGGCCCUGCAUUGAGGACAAACUAGGGAAUUCAGCUUCACAAGAACAGGUUACAGACAUUGAUGUUACACCAAGCCCUAAAGGGAAAAGUGAGAGAGCUGCUCUGAAUGACAGGGAAAUCUGGCCUUGUGGGAUUAAUAGCCAGGAUCGUGGAUUGCUUUCAAAGGCCAGAGAUCCUCAACAGGAAGCUAAGGAAGAGUUGGAGAACUUAAAGAAACAGCAUGAUUUAUUGAAAAGAAUGCUACAACAGCAGGAGGAAUUAAAGGCUCUUCAAGGAAGACAGGCAGCUCUUCUUGCUUUGCAGCAUAAAGCAGAGCAAGCCAUUGCUGUCCUGGAUGAUUCUGUUGUAACAGAAACUACAGGUAGUGUUUCAGGAGUGAGUCUUACAUCAGAACUGAACGAAGAAUUGAAUGACUUAAUUCAACGCUUUCACAACCAACUUCAUGAUUCACAGACACAGUCUGUGCCUGACAAUAGAAGGCAAGCAGAAAGCCUUUCACUUACCAGAGAGAUUUCACAAAGCAGAAACUCUUCAAUGUCUGAACACCAGUCAGAUGAGAAGGCACAGCUUUUCAACAAGAUGCGAAUGUUGCAGGGUAAAAAGCAAAAGAUGGACAAACUAUUAGGAGAACUUCAUACACUUCGUGACCAGCAUCUAAAUAACUCUUCCUUUUUUCCUGCUUCAGGUUCUCCUCAAAGGAGUGUUGAUCAAAGAAGUACAACUUCAGCUGCUUCUGGUCCUGUAGGCAUAGCAACUGUUGUCAAUGGUGAAACAAAUAGUCUGGCAUCUGCUCCCUAUCCUCCUGAUUCCCUGGUUUCUCAGAAUGAGAGUGAAGAGGAUGAAAAUCUAAAUCCAACAGAAAAGCUUCAGAAGCUAAAUGAGGUUCGUAAGAGACUGAAUGAGUUACGUGAGUUAGUUCACUACUAUGAGCAGACAUCUGAUAUGAUGACAGAUGCUGUGAAUGAAAACACUAAGGAGGAGGAAGAAACAGAAGAAUCAGAAAGUGAUUCUGAACAUGAAGAUCCACAGCCUGUUACAAAUAUUAGAAACCCUCAAGGAAUCAGUAGUUGGAGUGAAAUAAAUAGCAACUCAAAUGUACAGUGUGGAACUAAUAACAGAGAUGGAAGACAUCUUAAUACAGACUGUGAAAUAAACAACCGAUCUGCUGCUAAUAUAAGGACUCUAAAAAUGUCUUCUGCUUUAGACUGUCAUAAUAGGGAGAAUGACAAACGCCUCGAUCUACCCCAAGGUGAAGAUGAUGAAGUGGAAGAAGAUCGAGUUAGUGAAGAUUCCAUGUCUAGUCACAGAAGCAGCCUGGCUGAUGUGGCUGGAGAUGCCGAGUUUGAGCAGAAGAUCAAUAGGCUUAUAGCUGCAAAACAGAAGCUUAGACAGUUACAAAACCUUGCUGCUAUGGUGCAGGAUGAUGAUCCAGAACCUCAAGGAGCAAUUGCAAAUGCAUCUAAUAUUAGUGACUUGUUGGGUGAGGUGGAAGAGACAAAGCAACAACCAAACAAUGUCCGAGCAAGUUCCAACAAGUUAAAAAAAGAUGUGCGACUGAAUGAAAAAGCAAGAGAGAAGUUCUAUGAAGCUAAACUUCAGCAGCAGCAAAGGGAGCUUAAGCAGUUACAAGAAGAAAGAAGAAAACUGUUUGAAAUCCAGGAAAAAAUUCAAGUGUUACAGAAAGCUUGUCCUGACCUUCAAUUGUCAGCUGGCCUGGGUAACUGCCCAGCAAAUAGACAGACUUCACAAGCAACAUCAACUCCAGCCAUGAAUGAGCGUAACACAGCUGGCAAGCCUUUAUUUGUGUGUGAUGAAUCUGUACCAGUAGGCAGCGAGCAGUUAUGGUCUGAGAUGAGAAGACAUGAGAUUUUAAGAGAAGAACUGCGACAGAGAAGAAAGCAACUUGAAGCUUUAAUGGCUGAAGAUCAGAGAAGGAGAGAGCUUGCAGAAACAAUAUCUACGGUUGCUGCAUCUGUUAAAAGUGAGGGGUCAGAAGCUCAGUGUACUCCACAGCAGAGCAGGACUGAAAAGACAAUGGCUACGUGGGGAGGUUCUACCCAGUGUGCCCUAGAGGAAGAAAACGGAGAUGAAGAUGGUUAUCUCUCUGAUGGAGUUGGUCAGGCAGAAGAAGAGGAAGAAGAUGCAUCAAGUUUGAAUGACAGUUUCUCUGUUUAUCCCAAUAACAACAUACCGGAAAAUGGAUAUUUUGUUAAAGGAAACAAAGAUAGGUGGAAAAAUUGCCGUCCCCUUUCAGCAGAUGGAAAUUAUCGUCCAGUGUCUAAGACCAGGCAACAGCAAAACAUAAGUAUGCGGCGUCAGGAGAAUUUUCGGUGGAUGUCUGAGUUUCCCUAUGUGGAAGAAAAGGAACGAUGGCAAGAGCAGAUCAAUCAGUUGAAGAAACAGCAUGAGUUUAGUGUCAGCAUUUGUCAAACUUUGAUGCAGGAUCAGCAGACUCUCUCUUGCCUUCUACAGACCUUGCUCACAGGUCCCUACAACAUGAUGCCAAAUAAUCUUGCAUCUUCACAAAUAAAUCUUAUUAUGCAUCAAUUAAACCAGUGUUACACUCAACUGAAUUGGCAGCAGAAUAAUGUCCAAAGGUUGAAACAAAUGUUAAGUGAUCUUAUGCAGCAGCAAGAACAGUGUCAAGAGAAACCAUCAAGAAAGGAGAGAGGUAGUAGUGCACCUCCACCUCCAUCUCCUGUUUUCUGUCCAUUCAACUACCCUCCACAACCUGUGAACCUCUUUAGUAUUCCAGGAUUUACUAAUUUUUCUUCCUUUGCUCCAGGUAUUAACUGUAAUCCAGUGUUCCCAUGUGGUUUUGGAGAUUUUGCACAUAAUGUUUCUCCACGCAGCAGUGAGCAGCAGGGGCAACAACAUCCUCUAGAUCCUAAUACUUCCGGGAAAACUGAGUACAUGGCAUUCCCCAAACCCUUUGAAAGCAGUUCCUCUAAUGGAGGAGAAAAACAAAGGAGGAAUCAUAGACAGCCUGAAGAGGAAAUGGAGAAAAGAUCAACUUGGCUUGAUGAUAGCCAAGAAAUGAAGAAAGAUGAUCAGUCUCAGCUGAAUGCAGGUUUUGCAGUUUCAGUACAAAACAUUGCUUCUGGUCAUAAAAGUCAGUGUGAUAUGAACCGGAAAAGAGAGUUUGAUGAAGAGUCUUUGGAGAGUUUCAGUAGCAUGCCUGAUCCAAUAGACCCAACUACUGUGACAAAGACAUUUAGAUCUAGAAAAGCAUCAGCACAAGCAAGCCUGGCAUCAAAAGAUAAAACGCCCAAAUCCAAGAAUAAGAGGAAGAAUUCUUCUCAGCUAAAAGGCAGAAUUAAAAAUACUGGUUAUGAAAGUGCAAGUGCUUCUAGUGUGUGUGAACCCUGCAAGAACACUAAAAGCAGACACUCUGAUGAUGUCGUUCAUGCAAAGGUGUUCAGCAAAAGGAAUCAGGAACAAUUGGAAAAAAUAAUAAAAUACAGUAGAUCUACAGAAAUGUCUUCAGCGCAUGCUAGGAGAAUUCUGCAGCAGUCUAACAGAAAUGCAUGCAUUGAAGUGCCAGAAACUGGUAGUGAUCUUUCUAUGUUUGAGGCUUUGCGAGACACAAUUUAUUCUGAAGUGGCAACUCUUAUUUCUCAAAAUGAGUCUCGUCCCCACUUUCUUAUUGAACUUUUCCACGAGCUUCAGCUGCUAAAUACAGAUUAUCUGAGGCAAAGGGCUCUAUAUGCUUUACAGGAUAUAGUGACCAGACAUUUAUGUGAGAAAAAUGAAAAAGGAAAGUGUGCAAAAUCACUGAAUUCUGCAACAUGGGUGGCAUCAAAUUCUGAACUCACUCCUAGUGAAAGUCUUGCCUCUACAGAUGAUGAAACUUUUGGCAAGAACUUUUCUACAGAAGCAUGUCAAAAUUGUGAACAACCUGAUGCAGACAAUGGCAGUACUAUGUCUACUUCUUCAAAUUUUGAACCGUUUGCCACUGAUGACCUGGGCAACACAGUGAUUCACUUAGAUAAAGCUUUGUCUUGGAUGAGGGAAUAUGAGCGUAUGAAAGUUGAAGCUGAAAGUACCCUUGACUCUGAGGGCUGCUCUAGUAAUUUUCAGGGUGCUUCUACUGCUAAAUUAGAAGGUCCAGGUACUGGUGAAUGUCAGUCUGUGCCACAGUCAGGUGAUGUUUCUUCAGUUCCGUGUCCUCGUAUAGAUACUCAGCAGCUUGACCGACAGAUUAAAGCAAUUAUGAAAGAGGUCAUUCCUUUUCUCAAGGAACACAUGGAUGAAGUGUGCUCUUCUCAAUUACUGAUAUCAGUAAGACGUAUGGUCUUGACUCUUACGCAGCAAAAUGAUGAAAGUAAAGAAUUUGUGAAGUUCUUUCAUAAGCAGCUUGGCAGUAUACUUCAGGAUUCACUGGCGAAAUUUGCUGGUAGAAAAUUAAAAGAUUGUGGGGAGGAUCUUCUUGUGGAGAUCUCUGAAGUGUUAUUCAAUGAAUUAGCCUUUUUUAAACUCAUGCAAGACUUGGACAACAACAGUAUUUCUGUAAAGCAGAGAUGUAAACGAAAAAUAGAAACCACUGAAGUAAUGCAGUCUUAUGCUAAAGAGGCAAAAAAAGGUCUCCAGGUGGAUGUUUGUUCUUCUGUUGAAGAUGUCGAUGAGGACAAAGACAAGGAUGAGACUGAAACUGCUAAACAAGUACCGGACUCAGAAGUGUGUGCUGGUAACGGAGUGCCUGAAAGUAUUAGAUCUGAUGCAUCUGAUCAAGAGGAAGAUGAGGAAAGUGAAAGUGGUCCAGUGGCAAUAAGUUUAUCAAAAGCAGAAACUCAAGCUCUGACUAACUAUGGCAGCGGAGAAGAUGAGAAUGAAGAUGAAGAAAUAGAAUUUGAGGAAGGACCUGUUGAUGUGCAAACAUCAUUACAAGCCAGCAGUGAAACAACUGAAAAUGAACAGACUUCAAACCAAGAAUUGAGUAAGGCAAAAAGCAGUGAGAUUUUGUCAUCAGAACAAGAGCCUGUUAAUGUUAAAGGUGAACAAGAUGUGGCUGCAGCUGUGCACGAUUACCUCAGUGUCAUGGAGAAUACACCAGAUUUAACAGUGAAUUCCCCAGAAUCCUUUAUAACAGCCACUGUGAAAACUGAAGGAUCAAGCUCAUCUUUGGCAGUGAAUGAAACUCAAACACCAGAUACCACAUGUGCAGAAAACAAAUCUGCUGCAAGUUCUGAAAGCUCCAUGGCUGGAAGCCCUGAUACAGAGUCACCUGUGCUAGUGAAUGAAUAUGAACCUGGUUCUGGAAAUGUAAGUCAAAAAUCUGAUGAAGAUGACUUUGUGAAAGUUGAAGACUUGCCCCUCAAACUUGCUGUGUAUUCAGAGGCAGAUAUAAUGAAGAAAAUGGAAACAGAGGCCCAAACCAAGAGUUUGUCUGAUGAAUUACUGGAUGGAGAUGGAGCUCAAGAUCAAGAAUUAGUAGGAGAUGCCCAAACAUUGAAAGAACCUGAAAUUUUUGGAGCUCAAAAUGCAUAAGAGUUACCCGAAGAUGUCUGCAUUUAUAAAUGCUAUGUCUACAAAUGCAUAUGGAAGAUCAGCACUAAUUUCCCAGAAUUCUGGAAGUGUAAAAAAAUGUAAAAUUUUUAACACACUGCCUCUUAGGAUAGGUAUGUGAUCUUCUGCCUAUGGCAGUUUAAACAGCUGGAACUGAAUCCACUUCUAUUCAAUUUUGCUGCACAGUUCUUUUUCUGUCUUAAUUUUUUAUUUUUUAUUGUGACUUGUUUGGUAAUUUUAAAACUGUUUGAAAUGGUAGUUUUAAAUAAAGUUUGGACUUGUCUGUAAGUUUUCUCUUUUGAAAAAUUUUCUUUGGCUUAUAAACUGUUAUGCCAGAGUUUGUUGCCAGAAGUUAAUUGACUUGUUGACAUGCUUUUAGCAGCUUGUUCUUCUCUUAUGAGAAACACUGCUAAUUUUCCUGGGACAAGAAAUUCCCCACAUUUCUUGUAUUUUGAGAAGAUGCAAGAUAUAGACACAGUACAUACUUGCGUGUUGUCUUUAUAGCCUAGAGCAUAGCUUGUCUGUAACAAAAAAGUUCCUGUUCAUGGCCUGUGGAGUUCCUUUCUAUCAGCACAUUUAUCUGAGGUGAAGUUGAAUACCCCUGGUUUAUAGUUAACUGCAGAAACCAGCUGUAUUUUUCUGCAUUUGCUGAAACCUUUUGAUGUUCACAGGAGUAAACCUGUCUGAAAAUGUUAAUAUCCUUUCAUAGCUGACACUUUAUAUUGCUGCAAUUGAAGGUCUGGAGAAUCUGUUCUAAAGUGUUUGACUUUAAUUGUAGUUUCCUAAAUUUCAUUACAAAGUUAAUGUUUUUAAAAAACAAUUGACGUCAGCACCUCCUGGAGUCUCAUGAUAAAGGAAGAAUUAGAAUUACAGAAAAGUAGAUUGGAAAACUUUGUUCAGUUUUUCCGAUCAGAGUUGCUAAAACACUGAGUUAUAAAACUGAGCUAGAAGAAGCUUAUGCAGCAGACGUGCUGCAUUAUGAAGAUCCUUUUUACCUUAAACAUAAGGCUUUUCUGAAAGUAGUUAAGAGCACUGGUUAUCUUUGAUUCAGGAUUGUGUUGCUUUGGAGGUUAGUAUGAUAAUACAGCUAUAUACUGUGGGAGACAGUAUAGUGAUGGUGAAGCCUAAAUAUGCUUGAAGUUUAAAUAAAAUGAGAUU